This is a messenger RNA of Sesamum indicum (sesame), 2001 nucleotides long. Its product is annotated as E3 ubiquitin-protein ligase At1g63170. Lineage: Eukaryota; Viridiplantae; Streptophyta; Magnoliopsida; Lamiales; Pedaliaceae. The record is from RefSeq and is a predicted model, not a curated record.
UCCGAAGAAUGCGUGAAUAUAAUAAUCAGUAUUUCGAACAAGUGGAAACCCAAUAGCAGCAGUAACCUGAAUGAUUCAUCAAAGAAUCAAGCUUCCGUUCACCGAAAAGUUCAUCUGAUUCUCCCUUUCGUCGACCCCUUGCUUUGUGUUUCUUGGGGAUGGCAUUAUUGUCCAAUGUGAAACAGAGUGAGUUAGGCUCUAACAUCCUGCCUUGUGUACUUUGAACAGGACCAGUAAAAGGAUAUGAAUCUGGUCGAAGUACUGAAAAGCUGGGCACCUUUAGAUUCCGAGUGAUUGUAAUAUAUUAGCCAUUUGAAUUUCAGCAUCCAGGGGAAAGGGCCUGAAAGUUUUCACUAGUUUACCGUCCCAUGUUUUCUGCGUGUGUUGUACAGUUGGUGAACUUGGAUGGCUUUUCCCAUACUGGGACUUCAUCGUAAAAGUCAAACAAACAAAGUCCCUUUGUUAAUGGAGCGGGUUGACAAUCGUAGUGAUAAUGAACAUGUUAUUGACAUUACAAGUAGCAGCGAUGCUUCUUCUUCUAGUUUGUCUUAUGAUAGACCGUCCACUGGCCUGGAGCAGCAAUGGAGUGAAGAUCAGCCAUCUACUAGCUCAAGGGUUCCCGUUUAUCAGCCUCAACUUUUUACUGCUGGUGGGUCAAACUCAAGGAAUUCUUCACUAAUUCGCAGAGGAAAUAGUCGAGGCCGCCAAAGAAGUCCACUGAAUUCUGGUUUAUGGAUAUCUGUCGAGCUAGUUUUGACAGUUAGCCAAAUCAUUGCAGCUAUUGUUGUCUUGUCUUUGUCGAAACACGAGAAGCCACGUGCUCCUUUGAGAGCAUGGGUUGUGGGCUAUGCAUCUGGUUGUUUGGCAAUUCUCCCCCUUCUAUAUUGGCGUUUUAAGCAUCGAAAUCAGGGUUCUGAACAGGAUUCAUCUCAGCACCGUCAAGAUUCUUCCCCAGCCAAUAUUUCUGCUGUUCCUUUGACUAGGAGGGCCAUGGAAGCAGAAGACCGCUGGACAACUGGUACAGCAACUAGAGGCACACAAAGCAAUGGAUUACCAAAUCCAAGGCUAAAGGUACUUAUUGAAUACUUCAAGAUGGCUUUGGAUUGCUUCUUUGCUGUUUGGUUUGUGGUUGGUAAUGUGUGGAUUUUUGGAGGGCACUCGUCCUCUAAUGAAGCUCCCAACUUAUACAGGUUGUGUAUAGUAUUUCUCACCUUCAGCUGUAUUGGGUAUGCAAUGCCAUUUAUUCUGUGCGCGACAAUCUGCUGCUGCCUCCCUUGCAUAAUCUCAGUCCUAGGCUUCAGAGAAGAUUUGUCUCAGAAUAGAGGAGCUACUCAAGACUCAAUUAAUUCUUUGCCAACUUAUAAAUUUAAAGUGAAGAAAAAUAAGAGUGGUAGUGAUAAGGACAAUAGUUCAAGUGCAGGUGAAGGUGGUAUUGUGGCAGCUGGAACAGAGAAGGAGCGUGCCAUAUCAGGAGAGGAUGCAGUUUGCUGUAUUUGCUUAGCAAAGUACGUGCACAAUGAUGAACUCAGGGAGAUGCCUUGCUCUCAUUUCUUUCACAAGGACUGUGUCGAUAAAUGGCUGAAGAUCAACGCGACGUGUCCACUCUGUAAAGCUGAGGUUGGUGAGACAAUGCUGAGUUCCCUGACUGAAGCAACUGCCAGCCUACGAAAUGGCACCUUGUUAUAAAUUGAUGAGGAAAAAUCUCACUGGUGUAUGCUCGAGUGUGUUCAUGGCCGGAAGUCAUAUCACCUGAUAGUUUUGGCUCGUUUGAUUGGAUUAAUUCUCCUGUUCUCACUUGCUGUAUAAAGGUUAAUUACAUUCCCUAAUAUCAAAUAUUGCAAAUAUUGUUGUGUACGAGACGUCAAUUUUUAGGUCAUACAAAGAUGAGAAGAUGGUUAUGUGCUGCAAUUGUAAUGUGAGAGAAUGAUACUAUCAGAUUGCAUAACAUUAUGAAUCUUGUUUAGGUCAACUUUCCUAGUUGGCCUUGGCCUAUUAUCUCAA